UGCGAUGAUGAUGAUGAUGAUGAUGAUGAUGAUGAUGCAAGCUGUAUAUAAAAAUGAUCUGACAGCGAGAGAACACAUUCACCAGGAAUUCUGAAUCCUAAACUGAACUUCUACACUUGAUUCUUUCCCUUCAGUGUUAUUUCACCUAAACGAUGACUUUGUCUCUGAGGAUAUUUGGAAUUCUGCUUGUCAGUCUCACAGGAGUACGUGGACUCUGGGAUUUUCCAGAAAAUUUUGUUGUGGCAAAAAGGAACAACACAACGCCAGUCACGCUGACCUGUGGCACUAAGAUUGAUGGACCUGUCACAUGGAAAUUUGAUGGUGAAGUGAUAGAGGAUUUUGACGACUACAUCCAGCCAGACGGUCAAAAUUUGAAAGUGUCAGGAGUAGAUGCACCGCUGCUGGGAGAGUACAGCUGCUGGAGCGGAGGAGAGAUGUUAUUGUCAACCUACCUGCUGCUGGAGGCUGAGGAGGAGGGAGAAUCAGAGUCCCUCAUCAAUUGCUGGGCAAAGUCUUAUGACUGUAACUUCAACUGUAAGUGGACCAACAGUAGAUACACAGCAGUGCGCCUUGGACUGGACAAUGAAUGCGCUAAAGGUGGGAAGUUGUGUCACUGGGUCAGAAGCAGUGAUGGGGGAUUCCAGUUUGAGCUGUCGCACUCCCUCUCACCCUACGCCGAGGAAACCACCAUGAUUGAGCUCACUGCUGAGGCCAUUGUUAGCCUCUUCGUCUUCAGGAUAACCACGAGCUUUUAUCUCAGGGACAUCGUUCAACCCGAUAGUCCCCAGAUUGUCAUGUGUCAGGAGAUGGAUCAGAACCUGAACGUGACCAUUAAACCUCCAUCCAGCUGGUCCAGCCCUCACAGUUUCUUCAGUCUGGAGCACGAGAUUGAAUACGUGUUUAAAGAUGAUGGCAAGGUUGGACGCUCUUCCUCUUCCUUGAUCCCGAAGAGUGUCAGUAAGCUGAGGGUUCGCUCCAGAGACUCUGUGGUGCUCUCAACCUGGAGCCAGUGGACUCCUUGGAAAAAUUUGAGGACCAAGGCAAAUAACUUGUGCAAAUGCAGAAACACAGCAAAAUAUUGCUGUCCAGAGUUGCCAUCUGGGUACUUGGACCAAUGCCAGAAGAAAAGGAAGAAAAGUGCCAAGUCUAGUCAGACAUCUUAAAAAAGUGUUCUUUUUUUUGCUAUUAAAAAUGUACAUUGCAUCUGGAAUCAUUGCAGUGUACGAACAAACAUAUUGGAAUAAUGGAAAAAAGUGUGUGUGUUUGUGAAAUGAAUUGUUCCUUUGAUUGCAUUGCCCAGUGCUUGUUAUUUGUUAAUGCAUUUUUUAAAUUAAUUAAUGCAGUCCAAUGGAACAACCAUGCUAUAAAUUAUACCAACACAAUAAUAAAUAUAAUAUUCAGUUUUUUGCUAAAACAAUUCAUUGUUAUUAUUAUGCAUCUCAGUUUUUGUCAAAGAGUGAAUUUGUGGCAAUUGUUUAAUAUUAUUAUCAUUAUCACUAUCAUUACUGUCAUUAUUAUUAGUAGUAGUCGAACUAGUAUUAGUAGAAGCAGUAUUUUCCUAUUGCAUUUCAUUUGUAGGAAAAUCAACAAGAGCUUUUUUUUCUCAAUGCCAUAAAAUGGAGCCCAGUAGCAUAUUUUUGCCCUGCGUCCCCCUACCAUUUGUCCGGCUUCGCAACGUACGCAUGCACAUGACAGACAUACCAUAUAUGGUUGUCAAACUGCUGCUCUCGUGGAUGUAAACGUGUAUCAUUUAUCCCAGGAUAUUAAAAAUAUAUAUUUUUUAACAUCAAGAAAAAUAUUGUCAGUACAGUUACUACCGUUACACUACUUCACUUGCUGAAAACUGUCCAAUCUUUUCUGUCAGACGACGUA
Messenger RNA from Scophthalmus maximus (turbot), 1872 nucleotides. It is a transcript of the gene il12b2, whose product is annotated as interleukin-12 subunit beta. The record is from RefSeq and is a predicted model, not a curated record. Gene Ontology annotation, molecular function: protein binding. Lineage: Eukaryota; Metazoa; Chordata; Actinopteri; Pleuronectiformes; Scophthalmidae. The coding region runs from base 153 to 1163 and encodes 336 amino acids. The transcript is spliced from 8 exons.